CGAGACAUAAAUGAGUGGCGAGGUGUUGCUGUGACAGUGCGCACUGUUGCCCUCUCGCUGCAAACACCCAAAGGCUGGUGCUCUCAUCAUCCCACUGAAGCUUCUGCGACAGACAACCGACCAAAGGUAUCAUGGAAGGCACAGAUGACAACAACAGCAACAACCCCUUCAGUGACCCACGCGACCCAUACAGAGAGCUUGCUGAAAGAUUGUCUAGAGAUGCUUGCGAUGAUUUUGACGACGUGUUUGCCAUUCUCCAAAGAUUCCCUCUUCUGGCAAAAUACAGGUUCCAACUCAAGUGGAAGGAAGGGUCUUAUCAUGACGCUCCUCCCCUGUUUUAUCUUCUGAAGAAUCCCCAUGUGUCGGCCGUGCCAAUGGUGGAGGCAGUGUGCUCCAUGGAUCCAACGGCGGCGACAGAGCCUUGUGGAACAGGACGACGCAUGACUACAAGCUUGCACCGCGCUUGCGACGGCGCGUCCAUUCCCAUUAUCGUGGAAUCAAUUUACCGAAAGCAUCCACCUGCACUGCUCGCUGUGGAUGGUAAAGGAAAGCUCCCAUUAGAAUACAUGUUGCCAAGAAAGCGGGAAAGUGCCCUCAACAAUACACGAAAGUUAUCCUCGUUAUCGCGGCUCUUGGGGAUAUGCCCUGAUGCUGUCAUGCAAGAGAAUCGAAAUGGUCUAGAUCUUCUCCAAGUGGCCUUCAGUAUCACGGACAUUUCUCCAGAGGCUCUCGAGUUGAUCUCUUCUCGGUACAAUGAUAAUUGCACCAAUAAAAAGCGCAACUUUCUGAUACCAGGUAUUUUGACUCCAUCAGCUGCCGAUAACGUGUUAUGCCGCGUGUUGGGGAAGCUCGGGCAUUUAUCAUUUUCACCGGGACAACCAUCAUUCACUUCUUCCGAGUCUCUUCGAAAAUUUCUGGGGGCCAUGGCAGAAAAUGAGUCCAUCCAUCAACUUUCGGCGCUCUUGUUACACAGAGAUUUUCUCGCGACGGAUCCAGAGGUUGUCCCGAAAUUGGAGCAAAUAUUCCAAAAGAAUACGGCUCUGCGCUCUGCAAGCAUGACUUGUUUGCAAUACACUCGAAAUCCUGAGGCCGGUAACGAAAAAGUUUUGCCUCGCCUCUUGAGCAGCCUGAAAUGCAAUCAGGCACUGCAAGAACUGAAGCUGGAUUCCUUCCGCCUCCCUGCUCCUGACGCCAACACCGUGAUUCAGCCAAGUCUCGAGAAAGAAGAAACCUCUUCAACAAUCAAACGCAGCGCGCUGCGUAAACUGGUUCUAAAGGACUGCAUAGAGCCAACAAUAACAUGCGGCGAUACUUUGGUGGGCUUGCUUCCAUUGUUCUCGUCGCUCAGAGAAUUGAAAAUCUCCUUCAAACUGUGGUCGUUUAACACAGCAAACCUACCCGACUUUACAAAUGCCAUUGUUCAGGCGAUGCGUCAUUGCCCAUUGGAGGAUUUUGCUGUCUGUAAUGCCUUGGUGGAUGCAACACCAAUCUGCGAGGCACUUUGCUCCAACGGUACCCUCAAAAAGUUUGUCGUUCUGCGCCAAUCUCCGGACGUCUUCAAACCCUACGUAGACGACAUCUUUGAUACUGUCGAAAAGCUGAAGGCUCUUCUGGAAGUUGUCAGGGUGGGCAACACUACAUUGACGGAUAUCUUGUAUCUACCAGGGAAGAACGGGUAUACCAGACCCAUCAUACAACGCAUUAUGUAUUUCCUGAAACUCAACAAGUGUGGCCGGCAGUUGGUGCGGCAACCCGGCUUCAGCAAAAAGUCACUGGUUCAGCUCCUGGAGGUUACCAGUUUGAAUGCCAGGGUAAAGCAUCGUGUUCAGUAUGGGUUAUUGCGGGAGGUUCCGUCUGUGUGGGCAACAUGCGGGUAGAUUACAAGGCAGUAGCAGGAGUAGAGAUUUGGCAGCAGGAAAUCUGGAUCGACCCAAGUCCACUCUCGGCAAUUGCGGACUCGGUGCAGGGUCUGCUGGGAAUCUGUUUUGUUGUUUUGUUUAAAAGAAUUGAUAGCUUUCGACGAACCAUGGGACCGUGGGUUGCUGCCCUUUCGUACUGCCCGCCCUGUGCACAACCUUCUUAAAACGUAGUACACUUCACGGACCCGAGCCAACGUGAGUUCUCGUUGGGCCUCAAAGUUGAGUUUUUCCAUAGUAGCG
Messenger RNA from Seminavis robusta, 2159 nucleotides. The record is from the annotation of a GenBank genome assembly. NCBI's taxonomy places the organism in Eukaryota, Bacillariophyta, Bacillariophyceae, Naviculales, Naviculaceae.